CUUUAGGUGGGCGGGGUUGUGCUGGAGCCUCGGCCAGCAGCUGCUCAGGAUAGGAGAAGGUGAAGCCAAGUUACUCUAGCUCCGCCCAAGCAACCAACAGGGAACGUAGGCUUAAAGGGGCGGGACAAACGGGCGUGUAUGUUUUGCAAGUAAAUAAACCUUACCGUGAAGGGUCGUCGCAAGAGCGCGGUUCACAAUUUUGGGGGUAAACUGGAACGUAUUGUAACUGUCCUAUAGCAGCGACAUUUGCUUUCCUGUGAGUGGGGCUUUCUGUUGUCUCUGUGUGUGAAUUGGGCUGUUUAUACGCCUCACGGUGGGUGUUGGUGUCUUCUCCGGGGCUGGGAGUAUCUGUCUGUGAGACAGCUGUAAUGUAAUGUUCAUUGUUUGCUCCUCUGCCCCUUCUGUUUGGCUUCACCUUCUCCUAUCCUGAGCAGCUGCUGGCCGAGGCUCCUGCACAACCCCCACCCUCCUAAAGUACACACAUAUAUACACACAGUCACACACAGACUCCAUAACUACUGCUACUGCAGCACACAAACUUGCAUCCGGGCUUCCCUACAGCUUUAGUUUCUGCUCAGUACAUAUACAACCAAUCUCUGCUUUACCUGCUGCUCUUAACAUGCACACUGUAUUCACUGUACUCCUUCUACUGGCUCUUUACCCUCUGCAUAGCUCACAUACUGGUUAUUAACUCACUCACAGGGGACAGCUGUUUCACGCUGACAUACUACUGCAGCUUACACUAGUUCUCAUCACUGCAAUAUACAGCAUUACUGAUCCCUAUACCGGACACUAGUACUUUUGCUGAGGAGAUGUCGGCUGGGGUACAGGAGGUACCUGCAGGGUCCCUUGCCUCUGAUCAGGUGGUGAGGAACAGGCAACAGAAACCUGACGAGAAGAACAGCAACAAGGAGAAUACUAAAGGGGAGUCAUCGUGUCAUGUUGAGGCCCCCCAACCGAAAGUCAAUCCAUGGACUAAGAAGCACAGCCAUGUUACAACCAGUCAUUUUGGUCAUUUCCGUGGCCUUCAGGGACAACAAAGCACAGCAAAAGUGAUUAGAGCCGGAAAACCUCCAUCAAAGAAGACUAGCGACUUUCAUGACAUUACAAAUUGGCCAACACCAAGUGAAAUCGUAAACCAUGGAACCAAAAACAUUCUGGCUGCUACAACAAACGGAGAACAUGCAAGCAAACAAGAGAAGAACAGUGAUGGGAAGACUGGUCAUAAUGAUGUCCACGAAACAGAGGAGAACUGCAAUAUGGAAGUACAAGUUAAAAAUUUAAGACCCAAUGACCAGAUGGAGGCUACUACUCAAAAGAAAAAAUACAACAAGCAUAAAUGGAUGCCAUUGCAUUUAGAGGAGACAAAAACAAAUGAACAAGAAAGGCCAGCAAUCCAUAAAAACUCAGGUUCUCAGUGUGCGUUUAGCAGAAGCCAGAAAAACAAACAGAGAAAUUACAGCUGGCAUUUUGAUCGGAAGGAUGAGUUAGAUGAAGUUUCGAGUGUACGGAGUGAAGGAGGAAACAUCAGAGGAAGAGGUAGUGGACGAGGUCGUGGAAGAGGCAGUCCUUACUUGCGCUGUUCAUAUAGUGCCAGAGAGAACAGAAUGAAGACAGACAAAAUGGAAACUUCUAAAAGUAUGAUGUACUAUUACGAUGAUGGAACUGGGAUGCAUAUUUAUCCUGUAGAUCAAAAAUUGCUUAAGGAAUACCUUAAGCGCCAAAUCGAGUAUUACUUUAGCACGGAGAACUUGGAAAAAGACUUCUUUCUCAGGCGAAAGAUGGACCUGCAGGGAUUUUUGCCAAUUUCUCUUAUUGCUGGUUUCUAUCGUGUGCAGUCUUUGACCACAGAUGUCGAUCUCAUCUGUGAGGCAUUGAAAGACAGUGCCGUGGUAGAAAUAGUAGAUCAGAAGAUAAGAAGAAAAGGGGAUCCUGAAAAAUGGCCAAUCCCAAGUGGUCCUUCUUUUGACUUGACGCGUACCGACUUCUCUAGAUUCAUCGACUGUCCAGAAUUUAUACCUGGGAAGAAACUGGAGUCUCGUACAGGUGGUUCUGUACCGAAUUCUCCAAGGAAAGAAUGUUCUUUUUUGCAGGAUGGAAGUAACAGGCUAAGUAAUUUACAAAGUAUGCCCAAAGUCCUCUCCACAAGCAUGCCAGAGCUGGACUCUGAGCCUUGGAUAGAAGUUAAAAAAAGACACCGUCACUCCCCUGUCAAAUCAAAGGAGCCUGAUAUUCCCACACAAAUAAUUCCAAAACCCCAGCUGUGUGAUGAACCUGACCCAGAGGAUUUGGAUUUCAUGUUUGAUGAAGAGCUGCAGCAUAUGCAAGGGCGUAAAAACAAAUUUACGGACUGGUCUGAUGAUGACUCUGAUAAUGAAAUAGAUGACAAAGACCUUAAUAAGAUCAUAAUUGUUACACAAACACCUCCUCAUCUAAAAAAACACCCUGGAGGUGACCGUACGGGAAAUCAUAUAUCUCGAGCAAAGAUGACUUCUGAAUUGGCCAAGGUCAUUAAUGAUGGACUUUAUUAUUAUGAGCAAGACUUGUGGAUGGACUAUGAGGAACAGAAUUAUGUGCCCUCAAAGCAAGAGCUAGAACAUUUUAGGAAACUGAAUCUUAUCAGCAAAGAAGAGUUUGACAACUUUGCACCAGAAAUUCAGGUUGAGCAAAAUCUUGGGCAAUCCCCGCCGAUCAUACCUACUUUUAAACAAGUUUGCAGUGAGGAUGUUCACGAAUCUGUGACUACACAAUCCCACCCAACAGAUGUACUACAAUCACCAAUAUCUUGUCGUGUAAGAACACCAAAAUCUCCUCGUACUCCACGCUUGAAAGAUCCAAAUAAAACACCAAGAUUUUAUCCUGUGGUUAAAGAAGCAAGGUCUAUUGAUGUAAAGAGUCCAAGAAAGCGGAAAACUCGACAUAGUACUAAUCCCCCGCUAGAGUACCAUGUUGGUUGGGUAAUGGAUUCUAAGGAACAUCGACCACGGACUUCCUCUGUCAGCAGCUCAAAUGCUUCUCCAUCAGAAGGUGCUCCCCUUACAGGAAGCUAUGGCUGCACCCCCCACUCUUUGCCAAAGUUUCAACAUCCUUCACACGAACUAUUGAAAGAAAAUGGUUUUACACAGCAAGUGUACCAUAAAUAUCGCCGUAGAUGCUUAAAUGAGAGGAAAAGACUAGGAGUAGGCCAAUCCCCAGAGAUGAACACAUUGUAUCGCUUCUGGUCUUUCUUUCUCAGAGAUCACUUUAACAAGAAAAUGUAUGAGGAGUUUAAACAACUUGCUGUGGAGGAAGCAAAGGAAAACUACAGGUAUGGCUUGGAAUGUCUAUUCAGGUUUUACAGCUAUGGACUGGAAAGGAAGUUCCGGCAAGAAUUAUUUAAGGACUUCCAGGAAGAAACUAUUCGUGAUUAUGAACACGGUCAGCUUUAUGGGCUGGAGAAGUUUUGGGCAUAUCUGAAAUACUCACAAAUCAAGAACCUGUCAGUGGACCCAAAAUUACAAAGCUACCUCAGCAAAUUUAAGAGGCUUGAAGACUUCAGAGUAGAUCCUCCAAUCGCUGAAGAGGACGGGAGAAUACCUUCAGCAUCAAAUGAGGAUACAUCCCGCCGGAGACAUCGCUCAGGUUCAUCCAAGCCAACUCUUGCUUCAAAGCAUUAACCUGACAGCUAUACUCUUGGUCCUUCUGAUUGCCUUCCCAAUGUCAACACUGUUCAGGAAAAAUCUGGCUGCACCCAAGGCACCAGCACCUUAAACCAGAACAUAACAAGGCAACAAUAGAAAUAGUCUCAACAGUAUGUUAUGUCAUUGAUAGCAGCAAACAGCUCUCCUUUAGCCCAAGGAACUCUGGGAAUCUAUGGAUACAGCAAAACAAUGCCUUGCCUCUGAGCACAAAGUUGUGACAUCUCUCCAUUUCUGAUUGGUUAUUUGUAUAUAAAACGGUAGCCCUGUCAUGUGAUGCAAAACAAUAGGGUGCCUUUUCUUCAACAGGUUGUUUUUAAUCAAUUUGUACCAAUGCUUUCUUUGUCCUCAUUAUUUCACCUCACCAGCAAGUAUAUGCACACAUAAACCUUCAAAAUAAAAAGGCAUUUUUAUCAAUAUAAUACUCUAUUUUUAGAAAAAAAAAAAUUUCCCCUUCGGUAGAACAAAGGUUUUCUUCCGAUGCAGACAUUUCAGGAUUUUGCGUUUUUUUUCGAAAAUAGGCUUAUAUUUAACUUUUCUGUAAUAAUUCCUCUUGUAGUUUCCUUUUAAUGGAUUUUAGCAAGUUUGGGCAAAUUAGAGGCUUGAAUUGGGAAAUUUACAGUCUAAUGCUUUCUCUAUAUAAUACAGAGUAUAUUCAACCAGUGAUUAAAAUACUUUUAAUAUAUUUUUUUCUUUGCGCAAUAGAAAGGAAUAUUAAUGUCAAUAAAGUUUGAAAUGAUUGUUUUA
This is a messenger RNA of Xenopus laevis (African clawed frog), 4424 nucleotides long. RefSeq names its product La ribonucleoprotein domain family member 1B L homeolog (gene larp1b.L). Gene Ontology annotation, molecular function: RNA cap binding; RNA binding; calcium ion binding. The record is from RefSeq and is a predicted model, not a curated record. Lineage: Eukaryota; Metazoa; Chordata; Amphibia; Anura; Pipidae. The transcript has 19 exons. Gene Ontology annotation, biological process: mRNA stabilization; positive regulation of translation. Gene Ontology annotation, cellular component: cytoplasmic stress granule; cytosol. The coding region runs from base 813 to 3656 and encodes 947 amino acids.